CAUUGAUCUUGUUUGAGUUGUAUUUUGUUGUGUUGUGAACUUGGUUUCUGUGCUUGAGAACGGGGUGGAUCUCCGGAUUGCGUGGUUGAGAUGGGAUUCAUGCCCACGGCGGGUCAUCGCUCUCGCUUGGCUGGGCGGUCGGUCUAGUUAGACACCAAGGGUUAACACGUUGGAUGGGCUGCGAAUUGCCCGGCCCCAAAACGGGACAAUCAACCUACGCCACCGUCUGACCGAAUGGUGUUGAUGCCGGGCAUGGGCGGGGGUUCGGAAUUGCGCACGCGUUUGGCCGGCGCGUGGAAGCCAUCGGCUUCGCCGGCCGGAGCCGAUGGUGUGGCGCAGGCGUUGCUGGACGAGAUCAUGGAUGAGAUGACCAAGAGCGUGGCUUUCGAGAUCCAUCGGGCCGCCAAAGUGGGCUUACUCUGCGUGCUCGAAGGAGUGAGCGAAUACACGGCCGGCGAAUCGUCCUCCAACGCCAACACGGGCAUGGACGUGUUCGGUCAGACCAUUACCACAUCCGUGGGCGUACCCACACUCAAAAAGCAGCCCGAAUGUGUCUGUCCCAAAUGUCAACGGAAUUUGGCGGCCUCGCGAUUCGCACCCCAUCUCGAGAAAUGCAUGGGCAUGGGCCGGAACUCCAGCCGCUUGGCCUCGCGUCGUUUGGCCACCAACAGUAAGGAGACCUAUCGCGAUCACCACGAGGAUGAAGAUGACGCCGAGGAUGAAGACUGGCUCGAACCCGAUAAAGUCAAACAGCCCCGACGGAAACGUGACCGAAAUUCACCCAGGCGGAACAAGGCUGGUGGCCGAGGGCCCACCACGCUUCAAGAUGGUUCGGUCACGCCUCCGGCAAACUAUGACGUGCUCUCGAUCGAGGAGCGCUCCUGUUGGUUGUCCUCUAACUGCGGUGUCAUCUCCUCUACCUCGAGAAAGAUCUGCUCACGGUCUACCCGUUGUCCCGUUCAUACUGAUACGCAACGGCGCGAGAUCCGCAUCCGCUGGCUUUCCCAGCAUCCUGACGAAGAGACUCAUGUCGACAUUGACAGCUUUACCGAGGGCGAUACCGCGGCCCUUCGUGAAAGUCUGGCUCAGCUCAGUGGGGCAAGCUCCCCGGCGGAAUCCACCAUUUCGACCAGCUCCAAUCCCAGCAGUAUCAAUACCUCAACUCGGAGUCGCCGAGAAAAGGGCCGAAACCGGGGCGGGUCCAGUCGACGCGCGAGUAAACCCGGAUCCAAGAACGGCAGUCGAGGAUCGACACCUCCUUUGAUGUUGGACUGAAUUGAGACUGCUCGGCCAAAUUCAUCCAGAUAAUUAUCCGCCGAACAUACCUGCAGAAACCGAGACCCUUGCCAUCACUGCUGAGUACAAAGUAUCUUCAUGACUUGUAUUUCGUGUACGUAAUGGGCAACAAUAAACAUUCCUGAUGGCACCUAGA
Molecule: messenger RNA, 1432 nt
Organism: Tigriopus californicus
Lineage: Eukaryota; Metazoa; Arthropoda; Copepoda; Harpacticoida; Harpacticidae
Gene: Sgf11
Product: ataxin-7-like protein 3
Exons: 4
Coding region: 235-1275 (346 amino acids)
Biological process (GO): positive regulation of DNA-templated transcription; regulation of transcription by RNA polymerase II
Cellular component (GO): DUBm complex; SAGA complex
Molecular function (GO): transcription coactivator activity
Source: RefSeq, a predicted model, not a curated record